Messenger RNA from Owenia fusiformis, 722 nucleotides. Lineage: Eukaryota; Metazoa; Annelida; Polychaeta; Sabellida; Oweniidae. The record is from the annotation of a GenBank genome assembly.
AUUUCACAACAGAGGUGGUUUCUCUAACUGAUACUGAAGCAAGAACUGACAUUGGUCGUGGAACUACUGACUUCAAGGCGGACUUAGGUGUCACAACAAUAUCUUCAAGUGAGACACGGGCACCAACUAAGACAGAGGCGAACUCAACAACAGAGUCUGAUAUAACUGCUACUAGUGUCACAACAGAGGUGGCAUCACCAACUGAUACUGAAGGUACAACAGAGUCUGAUAUAUCUCCUACAAGUGUCACAAUAGUGGCAAUAUCUCCAACUGGUACUGAAGUAACAACAGAGUCAACUGAUAUUGUAGCUUCAACUGUGUUUGAUAUUACUGAUGUUGAUGUUACAACAGAGGCAGUGUCUCUAACUGAUGCGUUACCGACAACAGUGUCUGAUAUAACUGCUACAGAUGUUACAACAGAGGCGGUAUCCCCAACUGAUACUGUAGCGACAACUGAGCCCUCAAUAACUGAGGAUGACGUUACAAUAGAGGCAUUGUCUUCAACUGCUACUGAAUCCACGACUGAAUCUCAUUUCACAACAGAGGCAGUAUCUCUAACUGAUGCUGAAACACCUAGUGAUGUAACAACUGCUGGAGCAGCAACUCAUACUAGAACAACUGUGUCUCCAACUGAUAUUGUGACACCAACUGAGUCUGAUAUUACUAAGGCUGAUGCUACAACAGAGGCAGUAACUUCAACUGAUACUGUAACAACAGCUGAG